AUGACUGGUAUAACCUACUGGGUCGUUCGGCACGCAGAACGUGAGGAUAAUAUUAGCCAUGAAUGGAGGAAGCAUUCAAAUUUGAAAUCCGACAACUCGCCUUUGUCCAAACGUGGACAAGGGCAAGCUGAUGAAGUGGGAGUACGUUUUGAAAAGGUUCAUUUGGACCACGUAAUUGUGUCGCCGUUCGACAGGUGUCUUGAAACUGCUACACGUAUUCUGAAAGACAAGAACGUUCCGAUCAAAGUCGAGCCUGGGCUUGUUGAAGCCUUAUAUCUUUGUGAAAAUCCUCCCGGGUAUGAAUCUCUCCAAGUCCUAAAAGAAAAGUAUCCUUUGGUUGAUACUGAGUAUGAACCGAUCAUGCCUUGGAAACUCCCCAAAGAAGGUUUUGGAGAUGAUGCUUGUACUAGUCGUGUACAGCGGACACUGGAUGGCAUUGCGGAAAAGUUUCCAGGUACAACGAUUCUUCUAGUGUCCCACGGAGCUCCGAUUGGUGCUAUUCAUGAAAUAUUGACCGGUAAUUGGAAAUACGUUGGUCAGGCCACAGUCUCAAAGUUUGUUGAGUCCUCUCCAGGCAAGUUUAAGAAGGAACUUAGUAGCGACGCUUCCCACUUAAGCGACAAGUCAAACUUACGACCUUGGUAG
Messenger RNA from Enterobius vermicularis (human pinworm), 645 nucleotides. The record is from the annotation of a GenBank genome assembly. Lineage: Eukaryota; Metazoa; Nematoda; Chromadorea; Rhabditida; Oxyuridae.